UUUUGUGUAGAAAGAACAAUUGCUGGCCACUGAAAAGCGUGAUUUUUCGUCAUGAAGUCGAUAAUUAUUGUCGUUGUUUUGGCCGUCAUUGCUUACUUCCUCUUCAAGCCAGCAACCUUCACUAUAAAAAAUGACAUUUUUAUGUACAAGUCGCCAGAAGAGGUCUAUACUUUCAUUUCGGACUUGAAAAGGACAACAGAGAAUCAUUCUACGCUUGGAGGCAAGUGCACUCUGUUGAAACAGCGAACCAGGAAAAAUGGUGUGCAAGAAAAACUGUUUCUGGUUGAACGUAUAAUCCCGCUCUUCUGGGAAUACGAACUACCGUUUAACUUGGAGACUCGUCUGUCGUUAACAAAGCCAAAUGAGGAGUUGGAGUACGAGUUUGCGGUUCUUCGCGGCUACUUACUAAAACUGCACAGCAGGUUAUCUGUGGAGAAACGGGAGGGGCGUAACUUGCCUGGAUCGUUGCUAACCGAGGAGUUGACGAUAACAUGCCCUUGGCUUGCCACAACGUUCGUCGAGAAAGCAUUGAAAGAUUCGCACAAAGACACUUUAAUCAGCAUGAGGAAUGGGAUAGAGCCAAUGCACCUAUCCAAGAAUAGAGAAAAAGAGGAGGCACCAAUGAGCAGGAAAGAGGAUUGGGAAAAGAAGACUGAGAAGAAAAAGGAGGAGGCAGUAAAGAAAGGGCGGGAAGGAAAGAAAGAUGAGGCCAAGAAGACAGGCGGACAGCAGAAGAAACAGACGACAGAUGGAGCUCAAGGACACCCCAAGACCGAGAAGACAAAGAAAACAGCACCUAAGGAUGCCGGACAUCAACCCAAACCCAAGGAAGUGAACAAGAAACAAGACGGAGGUAAAUCUAAAAGAUGAAUGAAGAAAGAUGAGAAGGGUAGGCGAGUCAAAACAAGAAGAUUUAUUUUAAACCAAAAUAGAACAAAAUUCACAAAAAAGAAACUGAGAGUUGGAUUUGAUGAGCUUCAUUAUCAACACCUGCUUGAAACAAACAAACAAACAAACAAACAAACAUUACAUUUGUUCUGUCCUCUCGUUGAAGUAUUAUUUAUAAGUUAUCACACAAGCGCGAGUGAAAUACGGAAAUAUAGCGCUUCUGCGUCCCAUAUCCAAUGAGGCGGAAGGCCGAAUUGGAUAGGGACACAUACGCGCUUUAUUUUUUGGUACUCCACGAGGGCGUGCGAGUUAUAACAAAUUUAUCUUCCAGCCUCACGUGCAAUGCGCAAAGUUUAAAGAUUCAGAACUUUAUUUUGCGACGAACAGCAUGCACGCACACAAAGUUUUGCACUGUCCAUAUACGGAGCGUGACGCAUUGACACUCACAAUACGCACUGUGCAAUAAAAACACUGGAAAUAGUAUAUGUUUUUAUACCAUACCACCCUUCGAGCAUUUCUGAUUUGUGGAUUAGUGCGUACUGGAAGAUAAUGUGCUUUAUGUUCUGUGUGCUGUCUUUCAAAAUCAACAAAUUCUUCUGUCAUACAGAGAUCAUCAAUACAGGCAAAAUUAAACUAUAAGUUGUGAUUGGAGAAAAAGAAGAUUUACAUUACAACUCAAUGCAAACAUUUUCACAUUUUUUAAAUGGUGCACAAAUUUAGGUAUGGUUACAAAUCUUGCUUAUUAUGCAAAUUUGUGUUAUAAAGGCCUACAAAUUUCAUAUUUUUAAAAUAAUUUCCUUUAUGUGAGUGCUCAAAGUCUUCCUUGGAUUGGAAAAUUGCUGUGAUUAAAAAUAUCCUUAAAAUAUGUCUUUUUAAAAAUACAUACUAUAGGCCUACUGUUACCGUUCUAUAAUGUCAAUUUAAUCAUAAUUUUGUAUGAAAAAUCAGCAAUUGUGAAAGUUAAAUCAUUGUAAAUUAUAAAUCUUUCAUGCUGAGGGAAUUUUGUCGAAAUUUUUGCAAAAAAUUAAUUGUGGUGCUGGAAAUACAAAGCGAUGUACAAGGAAAUUGCUGUUAUUUAAAUUGCGGUGCUAAAAUCAUCUAAUGAUUCGUGUAGAAAUUUCUCUAGUGAUUUGUCUGAUUGUAAAUUAUAUUAUUUAUUGAAUUAAUUUUAAAUUUAUGUAUAUGUGAUUAGUAAAAAUGUGUAAUAUGCAUUUUAAUUUAGUAAUCAAAAAUCAAAGCAAUGCAAAAAUGUACAAACCCAGUAAAUUAUAUUUGAUAAAUUUGAUGCACAUCAAAAUAAAAGAAUUAUUGAAAUUAGGAUUUUUGGAACAUGUAGAUAAUGUAGGGUAAUGGAAAACUUUGUGCAAUUUUAUACCUGUAUUUUUGAUAACCAUGCAGCGAUAACAGCAGGCCUGGUGAUUCAUGUAACAGAGUCUCUGUGCCUCUACUUUUCAUUGCCUUGGUGCCCAUCAAAAUGUUCCAGAACUGGUACUUCACAGAGGCACUAGAGGCAAUUGCCCCCAUGCCUCUGGUGCCCUUUGAAAUGAUCCAGGCAAAUGCUUCCAUGCCCCUAGUCAGUCAAUACUUCAUGGAUAUAACUGAGGCAAUUGCCCCCAUGCCUUGGUGCCCAUCAAAAUGUUCCAGAACUGGUACUUCACAGAGGCACUAGAGGCAAUUGCCCCCAUGCCUCUGGUGCCCUUUGGAAUGAUCCAGGCAAAUGCUUCCAUGCCCCUAGUCAGUCAAUACUUCAUGGAUACAACUGAGGCAAUUGCCCCCAUGCCUUGGUGCCCAUUAAAAUGUCCAAGGCCUUUUUACUUAACAGAGGCAAUUCCCCCAUAGUUUUAGUAAUUUUGUUCCAGAGCUGACACUUCAUAGAAGCAACUGAGGCAAUUGCCUCUAUGCCCAUCUGGCGAUUGCUUUGGUGCUCCUUGAAGUGUCACAGCUCAAUUUUAGUUUCCUUCCUUGGAAAAACUGCCGUACAGGGGCAAUUCAGCUAAUGUAUCUUUGGGAUACUUUAUAUUCGAUGCAGUACUUGAUUUGUUUAUCACAAUGUUGUUAUCGUAUUGAGUGCACAGUAGAUGUAUUCAUUGCAGUGGAUAACUAGUCUUAAAAAAAUCAUUAUUUUAUUUUAGAUACCGUUUAAUACAAAUUGUACCAGAAAAGUAUCCUUUCAUGGAACAAAAUAUACCAUACAUUGUGUUGCGUUCGUGGAAUUAAAGAAUCUGAUCAGAAUAAACUGUAUCAUAUAUGAUUCAUUGAAAAAGAACACAUUUUAUUUUAUUUUCAUUUUAUUUGCAUUCACAACUUUAAAAGAAAGAAAUGAAAAGAUUGGCAUUAUAAUACUUUUUUUUCCCGUCGACCACAUUUCUUAUCCCCCCAACACCCGAACAGUUAAAACGCCAGUGUUCAAAGAGUCGUAACAUUUUUACCCUAAAAAGUUUGGGGUCGUCCAUAAUAUAAAAAGGGGGUUGUAGACUUAUUAUGUUUGCUGGGUGUCUUCUCUUGAGAUUGUGAUGUCACAGGAGUAACAGUUGGCGGGAUGAACUUGGUCUGGACAAAGUGUUGUUUUAUUGGAAUGAAUGUGAUCUGUUGAACUCAAAGGCGUCUUUUACUGGUGAAAUAUAAAAAUAAUAUGUAUUUCAGUCAAAUAAGUUGUUGUAUACUAACUUAAAGGACCAUGUUUUCAUGUCUGCAAAAGAUGUAAUUGCCCUUUAAGAAUUGCAUGUACAUGUACUGUAUUUGAAAGGGAGAGGUUUUGGGAAAUGCAAGAGGUUACUAACUGAGUUUUCAUUGUUAUUUUAAUUGGUUAGAAGAAAAUAAAAAUAUUUUAUGGAGAAAAGAUUAAAAUAUUGCUUUUAAACGAAUUUAAGUCGUUCUGAAUAUUGAUGUCGGUUUAAUUAACAAAUCAGUUAACUUAUUAAACAAACCAUUAUCGGUUUAUAACUGUCAGUUUAUGUUGUGUAAAGAUGGCCGAGC
Asterias rubens (European starfish) is the source of this 3864-nucleotide messenger RNA. RefSeq lists its product as uncharacterized. The coding region runs from base 52 to 870 and encodes 272 amino acids. The record is from RefSeq and is a predicted model, not a curated record. NCBI's taxonomy places the organism in Eukaryota, Metazoa, Echinodermata, Asteroidea, Forcipulatida, Asteriidae. The transcript is spliced from 3 exons.